AUGGCAUCGUUAUGUCAUAAUGCCUUUUCAUUUUCACCAACUAAACUUUUUCCUAUCAUGUUGAAGCCAUCUUUCAGAUGCUCCUCCAUUACUACUAAUUCCACAUCUUCCUACAAUUCCAUUGUUUUUGAGACUGUUAGACUAUUGGGUCCUCCAACAAAAUUUGAAGCUUCAAAACUGAAGGUUGUUCUAUUGGAAGAUCAGAUAAACAGAUAUGCAAGUAUUAUUCCAAGAACCUACAUUCUAUCUCAUUGUGACUUAACAGCUAAUCUCACUUUAGCUGUUUCCAAUGUCAUCAGACUCGAGCAGUUGAGAGGGUGGUACCAGAAGGAUGAUGUUGUAGCUGAAUGGAAAAAAGUGAAGAAUGAAAUGUGCCUACAUGUUCAUUGCUUUGUUAGUGGUCCUAAUUCCUUCCUAGAUCUCGCUGCUGAAUUUAGAUAUCACAUAUUCUCCAAGGAAAUGCCUUUGGUUCUCAAAGCAAUUCAAUGUGGAGAUUCUGUACUUUUCCAUGAGCAUCCUGAAUUGCUGGAUUCUAUUGUUCGGGUAUAUUUCCAUUCUAGCUCAAAAAUAUACAACAGAAUGGAAUGUUGGGGGCCUUUAAGGGAUGCAAUGGAGGGAAAACGAGGCGAUCAGUUACAAGGGUUGAUAAACAGAGAUCGUCCUCCCGAAGAAUGGAGAAGCCCAAUGUCCACAUUCCAAGCUCUUUUUGCUUUUCUUCUUUCAAAUGUAUUACUGGUAACUUGGUUGAUUUGUUUAUAUCCCGAUUCUUUCCUCAGCUAG
This is a messenger RNA of Lathyrus sativus (Indian pea), 780 nucleotides long. NCBI's taxonomy places the organism in Eukaryota, Viridiplantae, Streptophyta, Magnoliopsida, Fabales, Fabaceae. The record is from the annotation of a GenBank genome assembly.